UAAGGCUCCAGGCCUGGGGGUGCAUUACAUGCCAGAAAAGGGUGGGUUCAAAGAGCUCGAUGUAGUGCAUAUCCACUGAGGGUUUAUGUUCUUCUAUCAGUAAUAACAAGGAGCAUCCUCAUAAAGAUCAUGCACAUCACACGUUUGGAACCUGGGUUUUAUCAACAACCGGAGACAUCGGGUAUUUUACUGCAUCUAGGUAUUGGGAGAUAGGAUGUUCUAGGUUGCCUGUACCAUUGGACUUGAUGAGUAACCGCUUUACCAUCUGCCAGCCAGACAGCCAUCUCUGAAAUGGAACGUGCCGGGAAUAUUAAUGGAAAUUUUUAUGAUGAACAGGAGAGUGUCCAGAAUGGUGAAAAUGAAAAAGAUCCCCAAGCUCCUUAUUUUGUGGAAACCCCUUAUGGUUAUCAACUAGAUCUGGACUUUCUUAAAUAUGUGGAGGACAUACAAAAGGGAAACACCAUCAAGAAAGUGACAAUUGUGAAGAAACGCAAGUUGAUCCCUCAGUUUUCAGGAGGCAGCAAUCCUUCCAAACAGGAAUGUGGAUGGCCCUCAACAGAUUCUCUUUCAUCCUCCAACAGUGAUGAAAAUAAACAGUCCCCUGCCUUGAUAGCCAGGAGACACACAACUUCAAACUCUGGAAAACGGUCCAACUCCCAAGAAGCUUCUCCGAGUUUCCUAUCUAUCCCAGAGAAUAAUCUUUUACCACCGUCUUCUCCCCAACUUCCCAAACACAACUUUCAUGUUACAAAAACACUAAUGGAAACUCGAAGGAGACUGGAACAAGAAAAAGUGAUCAUGCAAGUUGCUUCAUCCUUCAAUGAUGUGCGAAGGCCAAGGUUGGCUAGUUUUAGUGGUAUGGGAUCUACUGGUUCCCUGUCAUCUUUUACUGGGUCCACAGGGAAUGCUGCUCAGCAGCUGCAGAAUGGUUACCAGGCCAAUGGGGAAAAUGCUGCCUUUUUUGCUUCAUCUUUAGGAAGCUCAAUCCGUCACAGCCCUUUAAGUUCGGGAGUAACUACCCCUGUAACCAAUGUCAGUCCCAUGCAUCUCCAUCACAUCAGAGAGCAGAUGGCAGUUGCACUUAAACGUCUAAAAGAACUUGAAGAACAGGUCAAAACUAUUCCCAUACUUCAGGUAAAGAUUUCUGUAUUACAGGAAGAGAAAAGACAAUUGAUAUCUGACAUAAAAAGCAAAAAUGUAAGCCAUCAAAAUGACACAACAGGGUUCCGCAAACGAUCAUACAGCGCAGGCAAUGCUGCUGGGUUUGAACCACGCUCCCAUGUCAAAUCCAGAGGGGAGUUGCAUAUAGACUCUGAUGAAGAAAUGGAGACACCAGAGCAGAAUUCUCAUACUCUUAAAGAGUUUAGACAACUGACUGCUGAAAUGCAGGCUUUGGAAAAGAAAAUACAAGACAGUAAUUUUGAGACUUACUGUGAGCCAACCCAGGUCAAAAAAAACAAAACAAAAGAAAAAUGUUGCAAGUCAGUGGCUGUUGGUACAGAUGAAAACAUGAAUGAUACAGUUAUGCAUCACAUGCCAGUGAAAUCAAACAAUGAUGCCUGUGUAGGGACUGAAAUUGUCUUGAAAAAUAUUGGGGUUUUGGUGACUGAGGAGCUUCUUGGGGUGACUACAGAGGCUGAAAAAGAAAUCGAGCUUCAGCAGCAAACAAUCGAAGCACUUAAAGAUAAAAUCUAUCGUCUAGAAACAGACUUAAAAGAAGCGACUUAUGCCGUGGAGAUGACCAAAUUAAAGCUUGAGAUACAAGCAGCAGGUUCAAGGAAAAAAGCAGACAAAGCAGUUAUGGUCCAGCCCUCAACAUUCAGCAGGUCUGUGGAAGCUAUCGUAGAACUUAGAGACCAAAGCACUGGAAAUUAUAUAGAUGUAGUAGAUACUUGCGUGGGUAGCUGUCUUCAGAUAAGUAGCAUUGGUGUGUCAUGCAGACCUACCCUUCAGCAUGUGGCUGUAGGCUCCGACUUACCAAUGAAUCACUGGAUUGUAAAAGAGACUGUAAACACAUGUGAUGUUGGCACUGGGAGGGACCUCGAGUUAUGUGACAAAAGUGUUGGUGUGGACAAGGAAUCCUAUGAAACUGGGCUUAUCAUAGAGGAGAGAUUAAACCACUUGGACCUGAAGAAGAAAAACCUGGAAAUCAAAGAGGUGAGAUCCGUAGGCUGUGGUGAUUGUUCUGUAGAUGUUAAUAUUAAGCCUUUGAUAGAACUGUUGUCACGUGGGGUGAAUACAGAGUUUGUGAACAAAGUGGACUCUGCUGUUACAGUGUCCCCUUGGACAGCUACCCAGCAAACCAACACUGAAAUGGAGUUGGCAAGCCAGUCCACCAACACUGAAGUGCCACGGCUUGUAGAUACAAGCACCAACACUGCCGUGAGUAUGUAUAGCAAGCAAACAAACACGGAAGCUGUGGAGAUGCGAUCAGUUGCUAUAGGUGAUGGGAAAGUGAAGGACAUUAACGCUUUACCAAAAACACGUUCCAUUGGCAUUUGUACCUCAGAUUCAAACUUUGAAAAUACACCUUCUGUACCCAAGACCAAAGAUUUUGGAGUAGGUCAGAUAAACAUUGCAGAUAGUUUUCUGAUAGGCGUGAAGUUGCGAAGCAUAGCGGUCGGUCCCAGUGAAUCUGUUACCCUCCAGUCUGACACAAGGAGCAUAGCUGUUGGGGAAGAUCCCUUAGAGCAGCAACAAGCCAUUACUUCAAUACAGGCCACGGAGCCCAAAUCAGAGUCUCCUGCUGCUUUAGACCAUUAUAUUGAACGUGUACAGAAGCUGCUACAGGAGCAACAGAUGCUUCUUGCUGAGAAUUACAGUGAACUGGCAGAGACCUUUGGAGAACCUUAUUCACAGAUUGGCUCUCUCAACUCUCAACUUAUCAGCACACUGACUUCUCUUAACUCUGUAAUGAAGUAUGGUAGCAGCGAAGAACUGCAGAGCUCCGAUACCAAGAGGAGUUCUAUGGAACUGGAUUCUAUUCCUGGAGCAAAUUUGGAUUGCACAUCCCAAACUCAGUUUGUGAAUGAAUACACAACUUCAUUCUCUCGAACAGUUGAUGUUCAUCAUAAAUCUGACAUCACGCUAAGUAUGGCACAAGGUACAGACAAGCCGUCAAUGGCUCUAACAGCUGGCCCCGUGACUGCCUCAAGAUUGACGAAAGGAAACACGUUAUCCGAUACCCUUGAAAACACUAGCAGCCAGAAUAAGCUAAAGUCUAUCAUGAAAAGAAAGGAUGAAAGAAAUGAAACUUCCAACACUAAGAAAAAUCUUCAGUUUGUUGGUAUAAAUGGCGGGUAUGAAACUACAUCAAGUGAUGAGUCAAGUUCAGAAGAAAGCUCAUCUACAGAGUCAGAUGAUGAAGAAGAAAUCUUCAAUGAGGAGUCUGAGGAGAUCUACUAUGGUGUGGCAAGUGGACGUAAAGGAGUUGUGGGUUCUCCAAGCAACAAAGAGAAGAAUGAUAAGAAUUUUGAGGAGAAAGAGCCUGAGAAGGUUGAAAUUAGAGAAAGAUAUGAGUUAAGUGAGAAGAUGCUGUCAGCAUGCAAUAUUUUAAAGGAUGCUGUGGAUGACCCAAAGGCGUUGGCAAACAAGGAUGUGAGACUGUGUUUGAAUACCAUACAAAACGAGUGGUUCCGCGUGUCAAGUCAGAAGUCGGCCUUACCAUCAAUGGUUGAAGAUUACAUCACUGCAUUUGCAGAGCUUUCCCCUGCUGCCCUGAGUUACAUCAUCAAUAUGGCCGAUGGCAACGGAAACACUGCCCUUCAUUAUAGCGUGUCUCACUCUAACUUUGACAUUGUGAAGCUACUGCUGGAUGCAGAUGUGUGCAAUGUUAACCACCAGAACAAGGCUGGGUACACCCCCAUCAUGCUCGCUGCCCUAGCUGCCGUGGAAGCAGCCAAGGACAUGAGGGUAGUGGAAGAGCUGUUCGGUUCCGGAGAUGUAAAUGCCAAAGCUAGUCAGGCAGGCCAAACGGCUCUGAUGCUUGCUGUAAGCCACGGACGGAUAGAUAUGGUGAAAGCUCUCCUGGUAUGUGGAGCAGAUGUUAAUAUACAGGACGAUGAAGGCUCCACAGCGUUGAUGUGUGCGAGUGAACAUGGGCACGUGGAGAUAGUCAAACUGCUACUGGCUCAACCUGGUUGCAAUGCAGCCUUGGAGGACAAUGAUGGCAGUUCAGCCUUGUCCAUUGCCCUGGAUGCAGGUCAUAAAGAUAUUGCUGUUUUGCUCUAUGCACAUGUCAAUUUCUCUAAAGCACAGUCACCGGGUACACCCCGAUUGAGCAGGAAGCUUCCACCCAGUCCAACACAGAGGAGCCCAUUUGAUAAUUGAUACUGAAGAGACGUGAAAGAACAUUUAUUUAUUGAAUUUUUUUGCCACCAACCAGCUGCUGCUUACUGUAAUUUUUGGCGACAGAUACUGAAUGUACAUGUCUUGUGCUUGAAUGCACCAGCAGGUUAAAGCAAUAUAUAAAUACAUAUAUGUAUAUUGAAGAAAAAAAACAAACUUCUCAAACUGGAACUAAGCAAUAUCGUCUCAACUGUGCCUCUUCAUCUGGGCCGUAUGAUGGACAAACUUUCUUAUGGACACAAGCCUCCCAGGACUUUUUAUCAAACAUGACUUAAAGCUGAGUGUGUUUGUAAGCGGAGAUAUGUGCCAUAGUGCCUGCUGCAUUGGCCAAGCUAAAGGUUCACUAUUUAUGUGUAUGUAUCGGUAUCACUUGUGUAUGUUCUUCCUCUUACCCCUCUAAGAUGGUCUAAUAUCCAGAAGUGUGUCCUUCAACUGCCGUUGGACUACAGAAUUCGGUGGAGGUUGCUGGCUUAAAAGUAUUGGGUGGCAACUAGGUGCUGUUCCAUCCUCAAAGAAAUAUGUUUGGCAUUUGUGCUUGCCGACUGUUAUUUUUGAUGUAACGUGGAAAAAAGAGCUCAGUAGAUCUGAACGGACUAAGAGAUAAGCGGCAUCUUAAGAAUUUGGGAGUAUUAUCUAUAACUUUUAUAUUGAAGAGUAUAAUAUCUACAAAUGUUAGGUAAUUCAGUGUUUCCUGCAUAUAUUUUAUAAUCUGGAAGAUAAGAAGGUACAUGUACUAUGCCUAUAUUUUUUAAAUUUGUGUAGUUCUCUGUAUUUUUAAAAAAAAAAACAGGUUGCUUUGGCCACCAGUUACAGUAUACGUUCCUGGCCUUUAAUCCUAACCAGAUGUUGACGUCUAUGCAUAUUUAUAUAAUAAUAAUCUGUUGCUUUUCAAAUUUUAUGUUUUUAAGUGUUUGAAGUGCCUUAGACUCUUGCCAUAUUUUCUCAAUAAACUGUUAUCUU
Molecule: messenger RNA, 5307 nt
Organism: Spea bombifrons (plains spadefoot toad)
Lineage: Eukaryota; Metazoa; Chordata; Amphibia; Anura; Pelobatidae
Gene: KANK1
Product: KN motif and ankyrin repeat domains 1
Exons: 12
Coding region: 292-4329 (1345 amino acids)
Biological process (GO): negative regulation of actin filament polymerization
Cellular component (GO): cytoplasm; cytoskeleton
Molecular function (GO): protein binding
Source: RefSeq, a predicted model, not a curated record